Messenger RNA from Gossypium raimondii (Peruvian cotton), 1430 nucleotides. RefSeq names its product laccase-7. Bases 44 to 829 code for a protein of 261 amino acids. Gene Ontology annotation, molecular function: oxidoreductase activity; copper ion binding. The record is from RefSeq and is a predicted model, not a curated record. The transcript has 5 exons. NCBI's taxonomy places the organism in Eukaryota, Viridiplantae, Streptophyta, Magnoliopsida, Malvales, Malvaceae.
AAAGCAUUUUCAUUACCUUCCCUCUGUUAUUUCUUCAAGCGAAAUGGGGCGCCUUGUUUUCUUGUUUGCUUCCUCUUUGCUUCUUAUGGUGGCUGCUACAACAGUUUCAGCUGCAAUAUUGGAGCACUCAUUCUAUGCUAAAAAUUUGACUGUUACUAGGUUGUGCAACCGCCAGGUGAUUACAGCAGUAAAUGAUAGCUUCCCUGGCCCAAGCCUCCGCGUUCAAGAGGGUGACAAACUGAUUAUUCACGUCUUUAAUAUUUCACCUUUCAAAAUAACAAUUCACUGGCGUGGCGUUUCUCAGUUAAUGAGUGCCUGGUCAGAUGGACCUGAGAUGAUCACUCAGUGUGCAAUUCGCCCCGGAAAUAACUAUACCUACAAGUACAGAAUCACUAAACAGGAGGGAACCCUUUUCUGGCAUGCUCAUUCCUCCUUUCUCCGUGCCACCGUCCACGGAGCAAUCAUCAUCCACCCCAGGGCUCGCCACUCUUACCCAUUCCCAAAGCCCUACAGGGAAGUUCCCAUCUUGUUAGGUGAGUGGUGGAAUGCUAAUGUCGUUGAUGUUGAAAACCAGGCUCUAGCCCUUGGCAUUGGUCCUAACAUUUCAAAUGCUUAUACAAUUAAUGGAUGGCCCGGUGAUCUCUAUCCAUGCUCUCAAAACCUAGGACUGGAACGAGGAUUGCCCAAUGAUAACCCCCUGUUAGGUGCUUCGGUCUUCGAAGAAAGUGGGAAUUUUUUUUGGGCUUGUGUUGACAGCAUUGCUCGAAAGAGGAAGAGGAGAAAAGACAUUAGUGCCCAAAAUAGCCUUAUUUUGAAAAUCAUUAAAUAAACAAACCUGGGCCUAUCUUAGAUGGUCCACUGAGCCCUUGAAAUUAGAGCCCAGCAAAAUUGUGGCUGAUAUCUUGGAAGAAAUAAAAUCCUUCUUAAUAGAAACAUUGGAGUUUGGAUCAGCCAGACCCAACGCCCUAUCUGUUUUGUCCUUCUCCAGACCUCAACCCAUAGCAUCAUUUCCAGUAGGAAUAGCAAAAUCACGUAUGCUGAUUGCCUGCACAUCACUCUCUUUAUGGGUUGAUUUGCCUUCGCUUAAGGGUUUGUUAUAAAUGACAACCUGAUAGUACUAGAAAGAACAUAUGUUUUCUCCCUCCUUAUUGAUUAAUUUGUUCCCAUUUAGUUAUCUUUAGCAUAUUUUUAGCAUUUUCAGUGCAGUAAAUUGCAUUUUAUAACUCAGUGGAUCUUAACCUAUUUAUCCUUAAUUUUUUCAUGUUUUGGUAUCAAUGUCGCUGCAUGAGUAUUUCCAGAUUGCGUCCAGAAUUGUCGUCACACCUGACAGUUGUCCGGAUAAGAACAAAAAGGUGUGAGCUGUCCAGUCUGGUACCACCAACUUGUACGUACAGAGGCAGUAUGAUUCUAAUGAAAGGACACCUGUGUUA